Sinocyclocheilus grahami is the source of this 989-nucleotide messenger RNA. RefSeq lists its product as uncharacterized. The coding region runs from base 60 to 989 and encodes 309 amino acids. NCBI's taxonomy places the organism in Eukaryota, Metazoa, Chordata, Actinopteri, Cypriniformes, Cyprinidae. The record is from RefSeq and is a predicted model, not a curated record. Gene Ontology annotation, molecular function: cytokine receptor activity; protein binding. Gene Ontology annotation, biological process: cytokine-mediated signaling pathway. The transcript has 8 exons. Gene Ontology annotation, cellular component: plasma membrane.
CUGAAAGUAACAGCUAAUGAAAUCUCUCCAUUCUUUUGUUUAAGCAUGCUGUUGUGGGGAUGCCUGUCGCUCCCCUAAACUUAUGUUUCUUUCUGUUGGUGUUGAAUGUAGAGUCUGUAGUCUCUGUCUGUGACAUCAGUGUGCAUACGAUCAAUUUCGGAUGCCAUCUUGAAUGGGAUUGCCCUGAUGCCAACCCUAAGACGACUUACACUGUCUUGAGCAAGACACACGGUACAUCAUGGGAAAAUGUUUCAGACUGCAUCCAAAUUUCUCGGCAAAGCUGUGAUCUGUCACAUGUCUUUCCGAACAUAAACAUCUACAACUUCAUCCGACUGACAUCUGAACUUCUCUGGCUGAAUGAAACUCGGGGUUGCACCCCUAUAACUGAUCCUGCUGCCAAAUUCACCCCGCCCUCCAUAACCAACUCCAUGGCCAAUGGGAGUCUCUGGGUGACGGUAAAUUUUCCUUGUGCUCCAUCCAUAAGCUGCACGUUUGAAGAUGAUGAUUAUGUGGAAGGGAAUGAGAUGGGAUGCUACUGUCCCCUAACUGAGUUUAAAAGUCUCUGGGCCACAGUCACGCUAUACAACGAACAGAACCUCUCAGACAGACAGGCGUACACCGCUGAAGUGAUGCUUGAAAACCCAUUCGAGGUGGAAUUUGGUUUUCUGACACCAGGGCAAGUGUACUGUGCUGUGGCCAACUUCACAGCUGAGGGUGUACUGACCUCUUCUCCCCCGAGCCUCCCGCAGUGUGUUUACAUACCAGCAAAGCUCGAAAGCCUCAUCGUCAUAAUUGUGUGUGCUGUUCUCAUCGUUCUUGGCCUAGUAUUUUUUCUGGUCUGGAGAAAGUGUUCCUUUUCUGAACGUCCGCUGCCCAGAUCUUUGGCUUUACUUCGAGACCUGGAACUUCAGAAUGAGACUUUCAUUGACUCCAGUAAGGUUGCACCACACAACAAGACGUAUUGUAGCAUGUAUGUUGCUUUUGUAUAG